Molecule: messenger RNA, 972 nt
Organism: Alternaria postmessia
Lineage: Eukaryota; Fungi; Ascomycota; Dothideomycetes; Pleosporales; Pleosporaceae
Exons: 2
Coding region: 1-972 (323 amino acids)
Source: RefSeq, a predicted model, not a curated record
AUGACUGUGCGCACCGCAGAAGGGCUCACGCCCGAACAACUAACCUUUUUCAACGAGAAUGGUUAUCUACUGAUACCUGAUGCGCUGUCGCAAGACACGGUCAAGCAGUUGCUGGAAGACACAAACAAUAUGCUAAACGACUUUUCACUCGAUGACCAUCCCAUGACCAAGUUCUCGACUGGCGGCGACGACGGCGCGGACCACGUUGGAGACAGCUACUUCCUGGAGUCCGGUGACAAGGUACGGUUCUUCUUCGAAGAGGAUGCCUUCGACAAGUCUGGCUCACUGACCAAACCUAAACACCGCGCCAUUAACAAGAUCGGCCACUACCUCCACGAGCUCUCGCCUUCGUUCCGCAGCAUGUCCCUUUCCGCCCGCAAUGCCGCCAUUGCGUCCUCGCUCGGGUUCCGCGAUCCCCGUGUUUUGCAAUCUAUGGUUAUCUGCAAGCAGCCUGAGAUAGGCGGUGCAGUGCCGCCACACCAAGAUAGUACCUUUUUGUAUACGGACCCGCCGAGCGCAGUUGGCUGGUGGUAUGCACUCGAGGAUGCGACACAGGAGAACGGGUGCCUAAGCUUCGCUGCUGGGAGUCAUAAACGUGCUGCUAUUGACAAGAGAUUCGUCAGGACGGGCAAUGGUACUGGCUUCAUUGACAAUGAGGGUGCCAAGUUUCCAAAGAGUAUAAAGCACCAGACAAACGCUGAGAAGGAGUACGAGAUGGUCGAGAAGGAGGAGAGGUACGACAUGGGUGAGGUCAAGGCUGGCACUCUUGUCCUUAUCCAUGGCAACAUCCUGCACAAGAGCGAGAAGAACACCAGCAACAAAAGCCGGAAUAUUUACACGUUCCAUGUGAUUGAGGGCGAGGAGAGGUAUGACGAGAGGAAUUGGCUGCAACCGCCUGAGCAAGGAUUCUCAAGGCUAUUUCAGGAAAAGGCCGCGACGGACGCAGAAAACAGACUUGCGAAGGACUGGUAG